UGCAACGACUCCCGGAAAGGGAAGAAAACACAGUCAGCUGACUCCGCUUCGUGUUUUGAUGAGUAGUUUUUGACAGUUUAAAGGCAGUCGUUUAGUCAUAAAAAUAUAUAUUUAUUAUUUGUCAGUAUUAUAUGUUUGUGACUUAUUAGCUAUGUUACGACCAAAGGCGUUGACGCAGGUUCUGAGCCAGGCGAACACAAACGGAGUCCAAAGUACACUGUUACUGAACAAUGAAGGUUCACUUCUGGCCUACUCCGGGUACGGGGACACAGACGCACGAGUGACAGCCGCCAUCGCUAGCAACAUCUGGGCGGCCUACGACAAGAACGGCCACCAAGCCUUUAACGAAGACAAACUCAAAUUCAUUCUUAUGGAUUGUAUGGAGGGAAGAGUGGCCAUUACUCGUGUCGCCAACCUGCUGCUGUGUAUGUACGCCAAAGAGACAGUGGGCUUUGGAAUGCUCAAAGCAAAGGCAGAAGCCCUGGUGCAGUACCUGGAGGAACCAUUAACCCAAGUGGCAGCGUCAUAGUGAAGAUGAGACGAACGCGCCGCCUUCUGUCUGCCUGGAAAACAAGCGUCAUGUGAUCCAGGUCAUUCAUGGACUACUGUAACAUUCUGUGUACAUGCUUAUAUCUAUGAGUGAGUGAGUGAACAUGUGGAGUGGGGGGGGCAGUGUAUUUAUAAUCAUGGUAUUGAAGCUAACUUGUCUGGGGUUUUAAUGAUUCGCCCUCCCUUGUGACUCUUGUGUUCAUCUAAAGGUCUGUUCUGAACUUCCACAUAAAUUGUCUGUAGGAAGUCUGAGUGUACAUCUGCUGAGAUGAUUCCAUUACAAACUGGUCCCGUGGAUGAUUCAUUCAUUCAUUUGCAGUUUUAGUUCAGCAGAACCAAUCAAAGAGAAGCAGGAAGUUGGAACACGUUGAAUCCCAUCAGAGAACUAAAAUGGUUUGUGGAAACCUUUUUAAGAAUGUCUGUCUGAAAAAAUGCAGUAAACAUUAUUUGCUACGUUUUGUUUCAAAGCUGUCAAAUAAACAAUUUUUGGAUUAAUA
Epinephelus lanceolatus (giant grouper) is the source of this 1046-nucleotide messenger RNA. RefSeq names its product late endosomal/lysosomal adaptor, MAPK and MTOR activator 2 (gene lamtor2). Gene Ontology annotation, biological process: positive regulation of TOR signaling. The record is from RefSeq and is a predicted model, not a curated record. NCBI's taxonomy places the organism in Eukaryota, Metazoa, Chordata, Actinopteri, Perciformes, Serranidae. Gene Ontology annotation, molecular function: molecular adaptor activity; guanyl-nucleotide exchange factor activity.